AUGUCCAACUUUAACUCACUGGUUGGUCAAAGGAAGUUUUCCCAACCUAAUCAGAGCAAUCAAUUCAGGAGCACCAGCACUGAGGACCGGAAUCCACUGUUGAUUCCCAAGCCGGUGAAACUCAAACCUGUGGACAUGCAAAAAGGCGCAGGCUCCAGGCCUUUCCCUAAACCACUCAUGGUCAAGCCCAACUUUACAGUCAACUCUUUAGAGACUAGAUUCAAUCCUCCUGUUUUUAGCAACGGACCCAAUAGUGUCUCCAGAAGGGAUGCUGUUGGAGCGACGCUGCCCAAUAGAGAACAACAGGAGAACUCGUAUACAGAACCCCCUCCUUCAGGAGCCGGACCCUGGACUCCUGCCAAACCAUCUGUUAUGCAGAAACAUGUGUUUCAUAAAGACAUCUCUGCAGGACCGGGAACUACUGAUGAUUUGUCAGUGCCAAAAAAGAAGCCUCUCCCCAAUGUGUUUGCUUUAGGAAAGUGUCCUGCCAAACCAGAGAGACCUCCACAUGUUAACCUCAACAAGUUCAGAGGGAACGCUGGUUCAUCAGUAUCCAACGCCAAUAAUCCUGAGUUUGAUCCUGGAAUUUUCCCCCUCCCACCGCCACCUGAUGAAUGCCUGUCAAUCACAUCUAUGACUCCACCCCCACCGCCACCUGAACACCUGUCAAUCACAUCUAUGACUCCACCCCCACCGCCAGACUUCACACUUCCACCUGCUCCCCCUCCAACGGAUCAGACUUUCCAGGAGGAUUUGUAUGAUGAUACGGACACCAUGAACAGGACACCGACUUCCCUAGGUAAAAGCAGCAAUGACCAUGAGGAAUCGGGUGAGGAGAUAUACGAGGAUCUUGACCACAACCAGCCUGAAGACAACAAAGAAACGACGGAGGAAAAGACGACAAAAGAAUCAAAAGAACUUAAGAAAAAGCUCGAAAAAGAAGAGAAGAAACGCUUGGAGCAGGAGAAGAAAGAGAAGAAAGAGCGAGAGAAAAGGCAGCAGGAGGCCAAGAAAAAGUUUAAAAUCAAGGAUAUGACUGUGGUAGUUGACACAGUGAAGGCCAGAGUGGACCACAAAGGUGGGAAGAACAAACUUCCACUGAAGCAGGGAGAGACCAUUGAAAUUGUGCGCAAAACAGAAAACCCGAAGGACUACUGGCUCGCCAGGAACACUGAAGGCCACUAUGGUUUUGUGAAGCCUGACACUCUAGAUGUGCGUGGUGAAGUGAGACACACACAGGAUGGACAGGAGGUGUAUGAUGAUGUGGGUGGUGCUGGUGAUGAACUCAAUAAUCUACCAGAUGCAGUUGAAUGUGAUGAUGAUAUUUAUGAUUGUGCAGAAGAUCCUCAAGCUGAUUUCAGCUUCCUGCCUCCACCCCCUCCUGACUUUGAAUUUAAUGUUGUGGAUGCCGCUGAUGACGCGUAUGAUGACACGUAUGAUGAUGUGACUGCAACAGACUUCCCUCCACCUCCUUCUCCUUGCAGCAAUCGAAAGCUCAGCUCAACAAGCGAGACAAACUUGAUGGACCCAAAGAAAAGGAAAAAGUUUGAGAAGGAGGAAAAAGAGUUUAGGAAGAAGUUCAAAUAUAAUGCAGAAAUCAAAGUGCUUUAUCAAGCUACUGUUCUCCCAUCACUGUCUAUGAAGAAGUUUGGUAAUAAAGACCUGCCGAUUAAACCCGGAGAAAUGAUUGAUGUGAUAGUUCACCCUGUAGAUGACAAACUCAUCUGCCGAAACAGUGAAGGGAAAUUUGGCUAUGUGUCUACUGCUAAUUUGGAGCAGGACGGAUCUGUUUAUGAUGAUGUUGGUAAUGAGUGCAUCUACGACAAUGAUUAAGCACGGAUCAACUCAGCAUGUUUUCAUCACUUUAAACAUCCUUAUCGAUCCUUUCACAAAAACAAUGUUUUAUCAUUGUUUGAGAAUGAUAUAUAGUGAAUAUUAUACAUUGUAUAUACACAGUAACCUCAGUAAGAAUAAAAUAAUGUGAUAAAAAAACUGUAAACAUGUCCUUUCUUUCAUGAAUUGAAUGUUUUGCUCUAACAACUUUAACUAAAAUGUAAAAAUGUACAACAGUGAAGCGGCAUUUUAAUUAAAAUGUACAUUUAAAAUAAAAAUGUCCACAUACAUAUGACACCCCAAGCCAUCCAAAAAGAAGUUUUAACGAUGGAAAAAACUAAACAUGUGCGCUUGAGACUGAAUGGUAAAAAAGUUUAUAAUAUUAUUCUACAUAUAAUAAUGUUAUAAUAUUUUAACGAACCCCGAACCUAUAAUAAAACAUAGUGUGUAUAUAUAU
Rhinichthys klamathensis goyatoka is the source of this 2290-nucleotide messenger RNA. RefSeq names its product FYN-binding protein 1. The coding region runs from base 1 to 1833 and encodes 610 amino acids. Gene Ontology annotation, molecular function: protein binding. Gene Ontology annotation, cellular component: plasma membrane. The record is from RefSeq and is a predicted model, not a curated record. NCBI's taxonomy places the organism in Eukaryota, Metazoa, Chordata, Actinopteri, Cypriniformes, Leuciscidae. The transcript is spliced from 17 exons. Gene Ontology annotation, biological process: T cell receptor signaling pathway; protein localization to plasma membrane; integrin-mediated signaling pathway.